CAGUUACCCAGUCAGCGCCGCCAGCCAAGGACGAGCGGACAAACCCUUUAAGUGCACUCUGGCGCCACGUACACGCGCAGAGGUCAACACAGCACAUAAAUACACCACACACACACACAGGUACACACACACACACACACACACACACACACACGACCUUCACACCACUGCAAAGACACACGUAGGCGAGGCAACACAAAAAUCUGACUGGUUUUCUGUGGUGUUGCUCCAGUGUGUGUCGUGGUGAAGGUGAAGUGGUGUGUACUGGUGGCUAGCGGCCUGUGUGGUGGUGUAGUGGUGUUGAGAGGUGUGCAUUAAUAGUAGCCAAUGUUCUCGUGUUUCUACCCCCUCUCUCUGCUCUCCACCGUUCGCAAUGACAGCUAUAGGACGCAUUGAAGGAAUGGGCAGUUUUACAUCCAAGCCACAAGUAGAAAAAGUCGAGUGUGCCGAGGACAAGGUUGGAGUGCCUGACGGGGUGGCGGCCGGGCGUGCUCUAUUGCAAUGGGUGAGGGAGCCCAUUGCCCACCUCCCCCCCCUCCUCCCACGCCUCUACAGGACCCCGCCCCCCUUCCCCGUCACCCCCUCGAAGGCGCCCCUACCCCCGCCCUCCUCCCCCUCCUCCUUCAGGAUAAUGCAGUGGAAUAUAUUGGCGCAAGCGCUCGGUACACACGCUGAUAACUUCGCCCAGUGUCCCAGGGAGGCGCUGGAAUGGGACACACGGAAGUAUCGUAUCUUGGAGGAAGUUUUGACACACCUGCCUCACGUCCUCUGUCUCCAGGAGGUGGAUCACUUUGGGUACCUAGAGAAGGUGUUGGCCAGGCAGGGGUACCGGGGGGUGUUCAUGCCCAAGCCAGACUCCCCCUGCCUCUACCUGCCAAACAACAACGGGCCAGACGGGUGUGCCAUCUUCUGGGACGACAACAAAUUUGAAUUGGUGAAGAAAGAGUCGAGGGUCGUGGAAGUUUGGCAUGUCCAGAGUAACCAGGUCGCCAUCCUGCUGGUGCUGGAGGAGCGCAGCAGUGGUCGGCGUGUGCUGGUGCUCACCACACACCUGAAGGCCAGACAGGGGGCGUUGCUGGCUUCCCUACGCAAUGAGCAAGGCAAGGACCUCCUCUCGUUCUUAGACACACACCGCAAUGAUGAACCUACCGUGGUGUGUGGUGACUUUAACGCGGAACCAAGUGAACCGGUCUACUCCACCAUGACGGACACCUCCACACGGCUACAAUCCUCCUACGCCUUCCUCAAUGGUGGAGCAGAACCGGAUUACUCCACAUGGAAGGUUCGCGGGGAUGUGGACUGCUGCCAUAACAUUGACUACAUCUUCUACACGCCCUCCUCGCUGCAGGUCACCGGGGGGGUGGAUGUGCCCACAGAGGAGGCCCUGGGUCCUGGCCGUGCCCCAUGCCUAGCCUACCCCUCCGACCACUUCUCCCUCAUCUGUGACCUGACCUUCUCCGACACAGACGCACACCCACACACACACGCCAAGCCAGAAAGUAGUCGAUAACCAGCCAGGGAUUAGCGACAGCUGCGAUGGUGACAGCAGCAGUAGCAGCGGCGACACACACCCGCCUUGGCCCAGCACGCUGCCAGCACACCUCACACACCCGACACACACUGACACACUCGUAGCAGUCCUGAAGUAUCGGGAGGCAGCAGCACAAGCACCGCCAAGCACUAGGAUCCCUCAGGCCUGCAGGAUCAAGUAGUAUAUGCACAUGUACAGGACCAAGAUUCCUUCACAGGGGAUUGAAACACCCUUACAGAGAAUCAGAGCACCCUUAAGAGGAUCAGAACACCCUUAAGAGCAUCAGAACACUCUUAAGAGGAUCAGAACACCCUUAAAAGGAUCUGAGCACCGUAAGAGGAUCAAAACACCCAUAAGAGGAUCAGAUCACCCUUAUAGAGGAUCAGAGCACCUUGGAAAAUAUUCAAACACCCUCAAACAAGAUAUACCCUUCAUAAAAGCAACAAGAUAAGGGAUCUACACUCGUUAAACAUUGUAGCUUAUAAUUGGCUGCUAGAAAGUUGGCAAAGUCUUUUCCAGUGGUGAUAUCUAAAUAAAUCACCAGUAGAGAGAAGCACCAUUAAAAGCUGAGCAGCUUAUGUGGUGUUUGCAAGCUGUGAGAGAGCGAGAGGCUUCAAAACACUGGCCUUGGUUCACAGCAGGCCAUGAAGAGGGAGCAGUGUGGCUGUGGUAGUCUCUGUGGCUUGUGCUGUGGUGUGCUUGAUGGUCUGGCCGGCUGACGUGCGGUAGAGUGGUAGCUAAUGGUGCUGCGUGACUGUGGUGAAGUACUGUGGUGUCUGUGGUGACAUACAGACACAUACACUUCACUGCCAUGUAUUGUAUGGGUGUUUGUGUGGUGAUGUGGUGAGAAAGACUGUAUGUGUGGUGAUGUGGUGAGGAUUAGCUGUGUGGUGAUGGUGAGGAGUGGUGCCAUGGCAGUCAAUGUGGUGAUGUGGUGACAGAGUGGUGCCAUGGCAGUCUGUAGUGAUGGUGAGGUUUGGUGCCGUGGUUCUGUGUGAUGAUGUAGUGGUGAUUUUGUGUCAUGGGUCUUUGUAUGGCACUGUGGUGAGGAGGACUGGUGCCAUGGCUUUGUGUGGUGAUGUGGUGAUGUGGUGCCAUGGCUUUUUUUGUGGUGAUGUGGUGGUGUAGUGGUGAUGAGGACUGGUGCCGCAUGAUUCAGUACAACAUUACAGUGAAAACAACACAAAUUCUUCACUUGACACUCUCUCAGUUCACAUUCAGGAAGUGACUUGGUAAUCUCACACUCUCAGAUGGAAGGCAACAAAGAGACAUAUUAUAAAGCUAGUGUAUUGUUUAACUUGUCACUAUUUUACCUCUACUUAAAAGAAUUCUCACUUUUUUUCUAUCAUGUGUUCAAGUUUGUGUCCAUAUUUAUAAAGUUGCAAGAAAUUAAGUUUUUCGGGGACAUUGUAAAGCUAGUGCAUUGUUUAAUUUGUCACUAUUUUACCUCCACUCUAAAGAAUUCUCACUUUUUUCUUCUAUGUGUUUAAGUUUGUCUCCAUAUUUAUAAAGUUGCAAGAAAUGAAUAAUACACACUGAGAUUUUUUAGUUAUAUUUUUAGACGCAUUGUAAAGCUAGUGUAUUGUUCAUUUCCGUCACUAUUUCCUCUCCAUCUUCCUUAAAAGUUUGCCUAAUAAAACUAUUUAAGUCCAGCA
Portunus trituberculatus (swimming crab) is the source of this 3186-nucleotide messenger RNA. It is a transcript of the gene cu, whose product is annotated as nocturnin-like. Bases 374 to 1510 code for a protein of 378 amino acids. The record is from RefSeq and is a predicted model, not a curated record. The transcript has 5 exons. Lineage: Eukaryota; Metazoa; Arthropoda; Malacostraca; Decapoda; Portunidae. Gene Ontology annotation, molecular function: 3'-5'-RNA exonuclease activity.